UGUGCCUGCAGGGCUUAAAUCUGGAACCCAUAAUGUCCAGCAACGUUUAUACUACCUUUCCAUGAUGGAUUGGUUUUGACUGAAGGAAAGGAGAGAGGGAGGGGGGGUGAAGAGUUAUUUGGAAUCACAAAGUUAGAGAGAAGUUAUGGAUCCCUCCCCCCAAUUCAUUGGCUUGGAUGAUCCAAUCAGAAGACGCACAAGGCCAAUUUCUUGUGAAAUCCCUCCUUAACAUCCAAAAAUGAGGAGUGAAAGAAAAGAAGGACGGAUUGGAGCAUUAUUCGGGAAGCCUGUUAAGCUUAGGAGCACACACUCUGCCUGAAUCUGCUGGCACACACACGCUGCUUUCCAGAAUUUCUUUCACCUUACUUGGUACAGCCUUUUGCCUCCAAUACUUUAAAAAGGUUCUGGCACAAAUAAGAGUGCAUUCCAUAGCGGGCAUCUGGGGGAGGAUCACAAGUAGAGUUCAGGCAGCAGGGACCACUUCAUACAAGAUGAAAGAAGAAGGAGCAUGCCCCGACUCCCCUGAAGACAGCCUGGUAACCAGUGAGGAAGAGGCUGAGUGCCAACAGAGAAAGGCCAUACGUAAGCGCACAGUGCUGGUGGGCAAACCUGAUGAUGGGAGGGUGCCCCUAUCACCAACAUGCAAACGCAACAAAAGGAGCCCCCAGUUAGAAACAUUUGAGGAUGUACACACACAGAGAAUAAUCGCCAAUGUCAGAGAGCGGCAACGCACACAGUCCUUAAAUGACGCUUUUGCAGAGCUGCGCAAGAUCAUCCCUACUCUACCAUCUGAUAAACUCAGCAAGAUACAGACCCUGAAGCUGGCUUCACGUUAUAUUGAUUUCCUGUAUCAAGUCUUGCAGAGCGAUGAGCUGGACCACAAGAUUGCAAGCUGUAACUAUCUUGCUCAUGAAAGACUCAGCUACGCUUUCUCUGUUUGGAGAAUGGAAGGUGCCUGGUCCAUGUCAACAUCCCACUGAGCCACCAGCCGAUGUCCUUUGUGCCUGCUGUUCAAGAAGGUGUGCCAGGAGUGGUCAUCAAAAGGACUAAGAAGUGGUCAUCUGCUCCCUUUGAUGGCUCCAACUUGUCAACUUCUCCUACAGCUAGAGGACUCUACAUAAGUUCAUUGACAGGACAAUACUGCCAUUGAAUCUGGAUAAUGCUUCUGGAAGACCUUUAUAAAAAUAGGAUCUGUGAAGUGUAACAUGUUAUCUUGGAUGCAAGAACAUCACAGCUGAGCUUUUCACUCUGCGAAUGUAAAAAUCAACUGUGGACACUCAACCACUUGUAAAGAAAUCCUGUGGAAAUUAUUUAUUCAGGAAAAUUAGAAAGCCAAACAAACGUUGGUCUGUUCUUCAAAGAUAAUCUGGAAAGUAAAAGUUCAAGCAACGUUUCUGUGAAGCUACGCCACGUAAAACCGGCUACCUGUCUAUAUACUCUCCUCCAAGCUUUAUGGACAUGAUGGUGUUUGCUUAGCACGUAUCUCCAGCUUAUCUGCAUGUAUCAUUCAUGAAAAGAGGAACGUUUGUAUAUUUUAGGACAAGCAUCAGUAUACUCUGAAACCCUGACCACUUCUGUUUGAAAUAAGGAACCCUUUGUCAUUCCAGUUUACACCAGAAAUACAGAGAAUAAUCAGUACAAUGUACUUAAAAUAAUCAUAUGAUGAGCAAAAUUUAUGUUAAACAAAAGGGAAGGCAUGGAAAUGAAAUUACCAUAGCAGAAUAUAACAUAGCAACAGAGCAAUGGUAUUAGCAUAUUGCCCACUCUGCCUCCUAAGCUUUUAUAGUUGUAAAAUUGACUGACGGUAAACUGUGAUUUAUGAUGCAUUACAAAAAUCAAGUAGCACAGAAAAGUAGAAAAACUCUGUGUGGAUAAUAUCUGUUGGUACCUGCAUCAGCCAAAUGUAAUAAAAGCCUUUUCUCAACUUCACAGCCAAUAAAUAUGUAAAGAAUACUAUUCCCACACAUGCAUACUAUAAGUGGAAAGAGACUAAAGUAUAGUAUUAGUGACCGAAGACUUAUGGGAAGAUGUGCAAUUAUAGCAUAGCAGAUGCAAAAUGACAAAUACAUAGGGAAAAUAUUUCCCCA
Molecule: messenger RNA, 2087 nt
Organism: Rana temporaria (common frog)
Lineage: Eukaryota; Metazoa; Chordata; Amphibia; Anura; Ranidae
Product: twist-related protein 2-like
Exons: 2
Coding region: 492-980 (162 amino acids)
Biological process (GO): developmental process; regulation of transcription by RNA polymerase II
Molecular function (GO): DNA-binding transcription factor activity, RNA polymerase II-specific; RNA polymerase II transcription regulatory region sequence-specific DNA binding; protein dimerization activity
Source: RefSeq, a predicted model, not a curated record